AUGCCAAAAUUAAAUUCAUAUUUAAUACCAAAAGAAAACUUAGCGAAAGUAGAGGAAGUUAGAGAAAUAGAAAAUCAAGGACAAAUAACGCCUGAGGAACAGGCAAAUUUAACAGUUAAAAACGAAUAUCCUUCUUAUGAGGAAUUUAUGAAAACUUAUCAGGAGGACGAGAAAGUAAUUGAUAACCAUUAUUAUGAAAUAGACAGUUAUGGUGAUAUUAGACUAAUAGCAAAAGGUGUUAGUUUGACUAUUGGUCCGCUAGCUAUUCCGCUCGGAGUACAACUUAAACAAAUGAGUAAUCCUCCAGCACUGGCUUUACCAACAGCUGCCCUAACAGUUUCAGAAAAACAAGAAAAAGGUAGUGAAUUGGUGGAGAGUGGAGUAGGGGACGCCGCAGGAGAAUUAAUCAAUGAUAUCGGUUUGGGGAUAGAAAGCGAAACCACAAAAAAGGUUUAA
Molecule: messenger RNA, 456 nt
Organism: Ambispora gerdemannii
Lineage: Eukaryota; Fungi; Glomeromycota; Glomeromycetes; Archaeosporales; Ambisporaceae
Source: the annotation of a GenBank genome assembly